CUGGUGUGGUGAUGAAAGAUUUAUGUGCACAUCACACCCGUUUCGAUCAUAUUUAAUGAUUGGGAUGAAAUAGUGCAAGGUGGUGCAUUUUUUAAAUCUGUAUCGUUAUUUGCAAUAAUGAUGCAUUAACAAGCUGAAGUGGUGUUCAACGUUUGAUUAUAUGUAUAUAUAUUUAUGUAUACACGAAUAAAAGGAAAAACAACGCAAUGAGGUUCGGACUUCAUCUAAUACUUUUGAACAUCUGCGUUCAUCUCAUUACGUCAUCACCAGGUGCGUUUAACGUGACGGAGGUAGCCAUUAUGGCGUUCGUGCAAGCAACAUUAUGCGAUAAUUACAAAACAUGCGGAACAGAGAUCAGCGAAACAAACAGUGAGGCUGUUAAUACAUUUGUUAACGGCUUGCAGUUCCAUUUGCCGAAAAGUCCACCAUUGCUUUGUUGCAGAGAAUGUUCUUGUGAUGUCACUUCUUGUGCCAAGAAGGGAGCGUGUUGCCCGAAUAUUUUAGACCAAGUAAAUUUGGAAGAUGCAAACUAUUUUUCAUGUGAAAUGGCCCAGAUGCGAAAAGGAGGCAGAUUUUUCCAAGCCAAGAACCACUUUUACAUGCGUUCAAAGUGCCAUCCGGACUAUGCGAAAACCGGAUCGAGCUCAGAAGUAAUUUCUUUGUGCGAAAUCAGGACCGACAACAAGUUGGAGAUACACGUCCCAUUACUUGACACUAUAGCAAAUGUUACAUACGCAAACAAAUAUUGUGCGCAAUGUAAUUUCGUGACUGAUACAGAUGGUGCCUUCCCAGCCAAAAGUAAUAAUUUAGUGUAUUGGGAUUCUGGUUUACAGUGCACAGACGCCAACGAAGCGUACUCUAUUUUGGCAGCGUCUAACCAGGGCUUUAUAAAAGCCAUCUUGCAGACAAAGACAUGCAAUGUUCUAUUCAAACCGAAACCAGUCUACGUUGUGCACACAUCUGAAUGCUCUGGUUUCGAAAUCGACAAAUGUAAUGCCACUGGUAACAUUGAUACAUAUGACCCUUGGUUAGAAAAGGCAUGCGGAGCUUACACGUCUACUUUUAACACAAAAUUUAAAAAUGUGUUCUGUUUCCUGUGCAACACGGUUUACACCUUCCGUAUAGAUUCAUACUUUUGCCUUACCCCAUUUGGAAACGGACCUAACAUGUUUCCCGAGUUUUCCUCGUUGUUAACGUUCACACCAGAUGAAAGGAAACCGCCCACUUCCCAGCCGACCGGCUGCUCGUCUGAACAGGUUUUCGACGAACACGAGGAAAUCUGCCGAGACAUAUUCUGUCGCUUUCCAAAGCGAUUCAAUGGCAGCGAAUGUGUGAACGCAGUGGACACGCUUGAUGGGGUGUCAUAUAAAUUAUAUCUAAAAUUCACACCCCAAACACCAUUAAGUAAUGGCCGUCUUGAAGAAUUUGUGGUUUUGCUUGAAAACAAGAUUACAGAAAUGUUACAGAUUUGGGAACUGUAUAACGCUGUAUACAGUUUUGGAAUACUCUACAAUUUAAAUAAGAGCAUUAUCGCUCCAUCUGUGUUAUCAACUGCAAAUACAUUGCCACAUGAUAAACUUACAACUAUCCUAUCAACAAUGUCUACGCCUCUACCCAGCACUGCUCCCCAACCAAGUCGUAUGCCUGGUUUAGUACCAACUAUUAGAGACAAUGAAAGGACAUCUACGGUAGCGGCACCGCCAGAAUCAAUCAAAUAUUUUCUUAUGAGGAUAGAAAUAAAUUUAAAGAAGAAGUACAGCGUUACCUUAUUGGACAAGGCACUUGAGUUUGCCGAAACAAGCAUGGUUAUAGCAUCUAAAUCAUCUCGUUUUAAUGUUACAUUCAAGUUUGAAUUCGUAGAUUUCUCAAUUUCAGACUACUCUAAUGAAUUUGAAAUCAAGAUGAUCGAUCCAGUUUCUGGCAUACUCUUGAGUAAAGCUUUAACUUUAUUUUAUCCCCCAUCAGUCAAAGCCACGACCACCAGUACUGUUCUCACUGCGAGAUUCAAAUGCCAACUCGUAGUUAUAAAUAUAACUGAACUAAAUUCCUUUGAAAAUAACGCAUUUAGACUCAAAAACGGCGCAAUGAUUGAUCGUAAAUACGUUAAUUACGGAGAAGACAGGCUAACCAACGAAACGUUUGAAGUAUGUUGGGAAAUUUAUAAAAAAUCUGUUAACGGUAGUAAGACUACAGAUCGCAAACCCGUGACUGCGACAGGCAUACUCAGUCUUGCAUGCAUGAUCAUCUCGGUAACGUGUCUGUUGAUUACCUUGGUAACAUAUUUCUUGUUUAAUGAACUACGCACACAGCCAGGAAUUAACAACAUGGGACUAUCGAUCAGUCUGAUAAUCGCGCAGGUUUUAUUCCAGUUUGGCAAAGAACAACAUGCCAAUGUUCCUUCUUGGGCGUGUGAGUUAAUCGGGGCGCUCGUGCAUUUCUUCUGGCUUCUCGUAAUCUUCUGGAUGAAUGUCUGUUGCUGGCACAUGUACCGUGCGUUCACCACCAUGCAAGCUAUUUCAUUCAAACAAAGCUACGUUUGGAAAACAUGCGUAUACAAUGUAUACACCUUCGUCGGAUCUCUGCUAUUUGUAGCAAUCAACAUUACUGUGACCGUCGUCAAUACAAACAAUGCCGACGUAGGUUAUGGAGAUGGCAAGUGUUACAUUUCUAUGCUGGAAAUGGUGGGAUAUACCUUUUCUCUCCCUGUUCUUCUUAUAAUUCUAUCGAAUCUUGUCAUGUUUUGCAUAGUUAUUUUCAAGAUUAAAAGGAACCCCACUGUUCAAAGUUCAGCCGAAUCAAAACGCAAUUACUUGACAAUAUUUGCAAAGCUUUCCACGUUGACCGGCCUUUCUUGGAUUUUUGGCUUCAUCUACACAUACACGGGGUUGCCAGUGUUUGUAUAUUUAUUUAUCAUUUUAUCUAAUGGGCAAGGUGUGUUCAUAUUCAUUUCCUUUGUUUGCAGCAAGCGUGUGUAUAACUUAUACAAAAUGAAAUUUUGUACCCAGACAUCGGGGAGGAAUAAAUUGCAUCAGUCGUCAAUACCUAUAACACUUACGGAGGAAAAUACAGCUAUGUCGUCAUUAUCUAGAACACAAACAGAAAUCGAUUUAUAG
Dreissena polymorpha is the source of this 3113-nucleotide messenger RNA. RefSeq lists its product as uncharacterized. Gene Ontology annotation, cellular component: membrane. The coding region runs from base 207 to 3113 and encodes 968 amino acids. Gene Ontology annotation, molecular function: G protein-coupled receptor activity. The transcript is spliced from 3 exons. Gene Ontology annotation, biological process: G protein-coupled receptor signaling pathway; cell surface receptor signaling pathway. Lineage: Eukaryota; Metazoa; Mollusca; Bivalvia; Myida; Dreissenidae. The record is from RefSeq and is a predicted model, not a curated record.